Penicillium cosmopolitanum is the source of this 717-nucleotide messenger RNA. Its product is annotated as flavin reductase family protein. NCBI's taxonomy places the organism in Eukaryota, Fungi, Ascomycota, Eurotiomycetes, Eurotiales, Aspergillaceae. The record is from RefSeq and is a predicted model, not a curated record. The coding region runs from base 1 to 717 and encodes 238 amino acids. The transcript has 2 exons. Gene Ontology annotation, molecular function: FMN binding.
AUGUUCUACCAGCCUGGCAUCACACCACAUGGGCUGCCCCGGGAUCCCUUCAAGGCCUGUAUUGUUCCGCGUCCAAUCGGCUGGAUCUCGACAAGAUCUUCCGAUGGAAUAGACAACCUUGCGCCAUACUCGCAAUUCAAUAACCUGACAUUUGAUCCUCCUUACGUCAUGUUUUCGGCCAAUCAAACCGAUACAGCAUUUCGAAAGGAUACUACUGUCAAUACCGAGUCAACAGGUGAAUUUGUUUGGAACGUAGCCACCUUCGGACUUCGUGAGGCUGUGAAUAUUACCGCCGAGCAGGUGUCUCCCGGAAUUGACGAGUUCACGCGUGCUGGUUUAUCAAAGGAGCCUGCUCGACUAGUGAACUGCGCCAUGGUGCGUAAUUCGCCUAUUAGAUUCGAGUGCCAGUACCACAGUACUUUGAGAUUGCCUGGCAAUCCUCCUAUGGGAACUGUGGACGUCAUUAUUGGGCGGGUUGUUGCUAUUCAUAUCUCUGAGGACGUUCUUACUGACGGUCUUGUGGAUAUCCGCAAAGUUGACCCAAUCGCCCGCUGUGGCUAUUAUCAAUAUGCCCGUGUCUCCGAAACCUUCAACAUGGUAAUUCCAGGCAACGGAAAAGUUCUCUACGGCCUUGAGGGCAGUGCCUCCCUUAACUCACAGGAGGCUGCGGCAAAGGAAAUGCCUCAAAAACGCAGACAUGUAUCUGACAAGCAAUAA